CGCCGCCGCCACCACCACCACCACCACCCGGAAAGGCCUCGGGCAGAGAGGGAUCGGCGCAGAGACCCGGCCGGGCGCGGGGACAUGGUGACGGGAUGGCCCGCAUCACAGACGCCUUCCCCCUGCACCUGCUCGUCUGGCACAACCGGCACCAGGCGCUGGACAGCGAGCUGCGCAAGGGACAGCACGAUAUUGAGAUGCUGGACCCACGAGGCCGAACGCCCCUGGAGCUGGCCGUGUGCCUGGGGAACCUGGAAUCCGUCCGGGUGCUGUUGCGACACAAUGCCUGUGUGGGCCAGGAGAAUGCCAAUGGCUGGACAGUCCUGCAGGAGGCAGUAAGCACAGGAGACCCAGAGAUGGUGCAGCUGGUGCUACAAUAUCGCGAUUACCAGCGGGCCACACAGCGCCUAGGCGGCAUCCCAGAAUUACUCAACAAACUGCGCAGAGCUCCUGAUUUCUACGUGGAGAUGAAGUGGGAGUUUACCAGCUGGGUGCCCCUGGUCUCCAAGAUAUGCCCAAGUGACGUGUACCGGGUGUGGAAGCGUGGGGAAAACUUGCGGGUUGACACCACCUUGCUGGGCUUUGAGCACAUGACCUGGCAGCGGGGCCGCCGCAGCUACAUCUUUAAAGGCGAAGAUGAGAAUGCUGUGGUGAUGGAGGUUGACCACGACAAGCAGGUGGUGUACACUGAAACGUUGUCUCUAGCCUUGCAUGAGCCGGAGCUGAUGCUGGCUGCCAUGCAGCCUUCCGAGGAGCACGUGGCCAGCCGGCUCACUUCGCCCAUCGUCUCCACCCACCUGGAUACCAAGAACAUUGCCUUUGAGCGGAACAAGUCUGGCAUCUGGGGCUGGCGCUCUGAGAAGAUGGAAAACAUCAGCGGCUAUGAAGCCAAGGUUUACAGUGCCAGCAAUGUGGAGCUUGUCACCAAAACCCGUACUGAGCACCUGUCAGACCAGGACAAGACACGCAACAAAGGUUCUAAGACUCCAUUCCAGUCCUUCCUGGGAAUCGCCCAGCAGCAUGCUGCCCAGAAUGGGGCCCCUGUGCUGCAGUCAGCCAGCCCAACCAACCCAACAUCUAUUACCCCUGAGGAAUACUUUGACCCCAACUUCAACCUGGAGUCCCGCAAUAUUGGCCGCCCUAUUGAGAUGUCCAACAAGGUGCAGAGGUUCAAGGCCACUCUGUGGCUCUGCGAGGACCAUCCCCUCUCCCUGGUGGAGCAGGUGACGCCCAUAAUUGACCUGAUGGCAAUCAGCAACGCCCACUUUGCCAAGCUGCGUGACUUCAUCACCCUCAAGUUACCUCCUGGCUUCCCUGUCAAAAUCGAAAUCCCCCUCUUCCACGUGCUGAAUGCCCGGAUCACUUUUAGUAACUUGUGCGGCUGUGAUGAGCCGCUGAGCUCAGUGCGAAUCUGUACUCCCACCCACACCCCAGAGAGCACUGAGGAGCCGACUGCUGGGGCAGAGGCAGCCAACAACACCAAAGUGUACCCUUUCCCCUGUGAGGUGGACCCAUCAGUAUUUGAGGUGCCCCAGGGCUACACAAUGUUGGGUGCAGGCCGUACAGAGCCCAUGCGGGACGAGGAUGAUGACCUGCUCCAGUUCGCCAUUCAGCAGAGCCUCCUGGAUGCUGGCACAGAGACAGACCAGGUGACCAUCUGGGAAGCUCUGACCAACACACGGCCAGGAUCCAAUCCUCCGUCCUAUGAUGAGGAGCUACAGCUGGAACGGGCUAUCCAGGAGAGCAUGUUCCUUCAGGCGGGGCCAGGCCUGAGCCCAGUGGAGUCUGGAGGUGGCAACGGUGGUGCUCCUCCUCCCGAGAGCAGCCCACCUCUCAGCACCAAUGGGGGUGGCUCCUCGGCCUUGCCCCCGCCCUACCCCAGCUUUGACGAGCAGCUGCGCUUGGCCAUGGAGCUGUCUUCAAGGGAGCAGGAGGAGAGGGAGCGCCAACGCCGCGAGGAGGACGAGGAGCUGCAGCGCAUCCUCCAGCUCUCUCUGACGGAGAAGUAGCGUCCCAGCCUGCCAGCAAGGGGCCCCUAGCCUCCCUCAAGCCUCACACCGCCCAGCCUAGCUGUCCUUGCCGUCAUUGUAUUUUUAACCUCUGGGGGUGGGGUGGGGUGGGUUUCAUGCUUUGCCCCUUCCCAGUUGAGGGUCAGGCUGGAUGUGAGAAGACAGCACCUUCUGCAUUUCCUCGGACUCACUCGGUUCCAUCCUCUGGUAUUAUUUCCUGUAAGAUUUUUUAAAAAUUUGCUUUAUAUCCUCAA
This is a messenger RNA of Lacerta agilis (Sand lizard), 2263 nucleotides long. RefSeq names its product ankyrin repeat domain 13D (gene ANKRD13D). The coding region runs from base 96 to 2009 and encodes 637 amino acids. Lineage: Eukaryota; Metazoa; Chordata; Lepidosauria; Squamata; Lacertidae. Gene Ontology annotation, cellular component: cytoplasm. The transcript has 15 exons. The record is from RefSeq and is a predicted model, not a curated record. Gene Ontology annotation, molecular function: protein binding.